AAAAGGGAACUAAAAAUUGCUAAAGUUAUGGUGAGGAAGUGUCAAUAAUGACAGGAAGUACGAUCAUCUUAAAGAGUCGUCAGUUCAGAGACUGUGACAGUCGAGAUCAGGAACAAGGAAGAAGUGAGACAGAGAAGCACGAUGGAUGAAUUCAGAUGGAUUCAAAUGUUUUUAUGUCUGAUGCUGAUGAUUCAGAUUGCAGUAUCUGUAAAUGAAACGUCCAUUUUUAUGAAACUUGGAGAUGACGUCACUCUGCCUUGUCUAAAUGUGAUAGAUGACCAGAAUAACUGUGAUGGUACUACGUGGAUCUUUGGUUCAAGAAACAAACCAACAGUAGAGCUGAUCACACUUGGACAGAUUGGUGAAGGAGCCAAAAAUCAAUCAGACAGACUGAGUGUUACAGCGAACUGUUCUCUGGAUAUAAAGAAGCUCAGAGUUGAGGAUGUUGGUCGUUAUUACUGUCAACAAUACAAAGUAGGACAAACUCCACACACUCAGGUUCAUCAGUCUCUGGUUCAUCUUUCUGUUAUUGCCUUGACUGAACAUAAGGAUAAUAAUAAGGUGAUAUUAAACUGCUCUGUGCUGGCAUAUGAAACGUGUCAUCACACAGUGAAGUGGAUGAUUAAAGGUCAAGAUGUGGACAAAGAUAACAAUCAAAUGAAGAUCUCACAGACUGACUGCUCCACCACUGUGACUUUCCCGGAUUCUCACUAUUUAUACUCAUCAAGAGAUAACACAGUGAAGUAUGAAGUGACUGAUACUAACACAGGAAGAGUGCAGCUGUUUACCUUCAGCCCUCAGCCCUCAGGCGAGGAAACAGGCAAUACAAAAACAACAAAGAAACAAAGCAGAAAAACUGAAAGCAGCACAACAUCGGUUCCAACCCUAAUGACAGCCAAUGAUCCUUCAGACUGGCGAGUUAUUUUGGGGUACGUCACUGGAGCUGCUGUUUUAGUCUUACUGUUGAUAACAGUUGUUAUUGUCAUCAGGUGGAAGAAAACCAAAGGAAACAAAACACAGAGGGAUAAAAAUGCUGGACUGACUUUAAACCCUGCAGAGACUCAGUCUGCUCCUCAAGCCAGUCAGGACUUGGUGGAUCCUGAAGUUUCCUACGCCACCAUCAGCUACACCAAGAACACAAACAGUAAAAUCCGGGUUCGGGAUGAUGAUGACGGUGAUACAGUGACUUACAGCACUGUAAAGGCUCCUGCCACUUCUGCUGCAGCCACCACUGAUCCCAACAACCUCUACUCUGCUGUUAGUUUUCCAGUCACAUAGUUCAAGCAAAAGGGCAAACAGGGCUUGAAUUUAUUGGACAGACAAUUUUUGUUUUGCCCUUACAUGGAGCAGACUGAUAGCAACAUGCUAAUAAAUUUAUAUAAUUGCUGUUCUCGGUUAGAUUGCCUUGCAGGGUCGUGUUAAUGUGGUUCUGAGGUGUUGAUGUUAAGCUUAAUGGGUCCAAGAGAUUUAAUCAAAUUUUAUAUAUAAAAGGCCACAUUCUCAUCAAAACAUCCUCUUCUGUGCCUAGUAAGAAGACUGAUAAUUCUGUUGUGAUGUCUGUUUUCUAAUAUUAAAAGAAAGAGCAUUAACGCAACAUUUAUCUCAAGUAACAAUCUUUUUUAACUUCCUUAAUCAUGUUUUUCUUUUCAUGGUGUGAAACACGUCAGUGUCACAAACACACUGCGUGAAUGGACACAGUGUGCACCUGCCACCUCUUAAUAUAAUUUCUCUUGACCUGUUAAAAAUUAUUUUCUUGAUUGCAGAGAGAUAAAAUGUGAUGCACGGCAUCUAUCUUAGGUCAACAGCAAGGAAGUGACAUCACAGUAACGGCAGGAACAGACAGAGUGAUCAGUUCAGAGGCUCUGAUGGCCCCACAAAUCUUAGAAACAUGGUGUCAAACCAGAUACUUACU
This is a messenger RNA of Archocentrus centrarchus (flier cichlid), 1912 nucleotides long. RefSeq lists its product as uncharacterized. The record is from RefSeq and is a predicted model, not a curated record. The transcript has 9 exons. Gene Ontology annotation, cellular component: membrane raft; external side of plasma membrane. NCBI's taxonomy places the organism in Eukaryota, Metazoa, Chordata, Actinopteri, Cichliformes, Cichlidae. Bases 142 to 1278 code for a protein of 378 amino acids. Gene Ontology annotation, biological process: T cell activation; positive regulation of ERK1 and ERK2 cascade; interleukin-15-mediated signaling pathway. Gene Ontology annotation, molecular function: MHC class II protein binding; protein tyrosine kinase binding.